AUGGCAGACAACUCAAUACCCUCUGAAGCUCCGCCACCUUACUCCCAAGUUAUCGGCUCCGCCUCUGCCUCUACAUCACAACCUACCAGCCGUCUUACUGUCCCAGCUCGCAAUGACAUCCCAGCCGAACACCGUCGAAGCAUGGAGGACGAGGCGCGGCCCUUGCCCAAGGGCUGGCUGCGAACCUUCGAUCCGGAGAACGAGCAUCAAUUCUUCGUCGACACCAACCAAGACCCUCCGCGCAGCAUCUGGACCCAUCCUUACGACGACGAAGAGUACCUCCGCAGCCUGCCCAGUGCAGAACGCGAGCGCAUCGAGGCAGAAAGCGAAGGCCGACAUCGAGCGAGCGUCCCAGAUCUUAUGGCCGAACACACGGACGAGGAGGGCGGACACUCGCCACGCACGAGCUCCAGCACCCAUGCAGAGCUCCCACCCAGACCCACCGACGACAAGAAAACCGGAAAGGAUCGCUCGCUAGGUCGCAAGCUCAAGGACAAACUCACAAGCUCUACCCACGAAGAGCGCGAGCAGGCACGUGCACGCCGCGCAGAGCAGGAACGCCAGCUCUACGCCCGCCACAUGAAGUACCGCGCUGCCAUGCUCAAGGCUGUGCAGACGGGGCAGCCGCAGUUGCUGGGCCAGGAUCGCGAGGGCAAGGACGUUUAUAUUGAGCCCCCGGCGUACAGGGGAGGCUCGGGACUCUACGGCGGGAGAGGAUAUGGCUACAAUCCGUAUGGGUCGGGUAUGUAUGCGCCGCCCGGGAGGUAUAUGCGUCCGGUGGCACCGUAUGGGAGGCCAUAUGGCGCUGGCUACGGCGGUGGGUAUGGCAUGCCGUUGGCGCUUGGUGGGGGGCUUAUGGGUGGGAUGGCACUCGGUGGAUUGAUGUGA
Mytilinidion resinicola is the source of this 888-nucleotide messenger RNA. RefSeq lists its product as uncharacterized. Lineage: Eukaryota; Fungi; Ascomycota; Dothideomycetes; Mytilinidiales; Mytilinidiaceae. The transcript has a single exon. Bases 1 to 888 code for a protein of 295 amino acids. The record is from RefSeq and is a predicted model, not a curated record.